AUGAGCAUGAGUAACCAAGACAACAUUGAAUUGUUGGAUAAUGAGCUGACUAAUAACCUCAACAUACAAGACAUGUCAGUUGAUGAAAUUGUUGGUAAAACUUUUCUCAAACACAGUAAUGCUAAACUAGAUACAAACAGAACUCUUCUUGACACUGAUCAGAUUUUAGAAAUUGUAUCUGUUAUUGCUAGCCCACACAACCCUAUGACCUUAAAUUUCCAACAUGUUGUAAAAGCCACUCUCAGAAUACUCUCUGAUGACAUUAAAUACGAAAUCACCACAGAAAGAAAGGCUUUUAAAAACCAUAAGGACAGAAAACAUGUUUGGGAGUUAUGGAAGGAAAGAAUGAAGAAUAUUAACAAACUAUUAUCUGAGAACAAGAAAAGUAGUAAUGUCCAACAAGACAAUGAAGAAUUCAACAUCAAUGACAUAGCAGUGAAGGAAAUCACUCCUCCCAGAUAUAUUGCUGUUAGAUAUAGCAAAAUAUUUGAAGAGAAUGAGGUAAUUGAAUUAAUUAAGGACAAACUUAGUGGCAAAUAUGUCACCAUCAAUCCGAUUAUUAAGCUCAAUAAUACCAUAAUUGUCACUAUUGAAAAUUGCGCUCAAGUAGAACAGGCAGUUGAAACAUUACGUACAAAAUUUAAAGAAGUCAAUAUCACUUCAUCAUGUGAAAACGACACCAACAAAAUUAUACGUGUCCAUAAUAUUCCAAUAGGAGAACUAUGGAAAACUACAGUCAAGGCAGAUUGGAGGAAUGCUAUUGAAAGCGAUACUGGUGAACCCAUUGUUGAAAUUGCUACAGCUAGAAUUGGUAAAGAAAUGGCAGCAGUGAUCACUGUCAAAAGUAUGAAAGCCAGAAAUAAUCUAUGUAAGGCAAAAACAUAUGAUAUCACUAUUCCUAGAACAGAGGAAACAGUCACUAUGAAAAUCGACAUACCAUUCAACUAUGCAAUGGAUGUGCAAUACUCUGACAUCAUUGCGAAAGACGUUUCCUUUACUCUUGAAAAAGUGCAACAAGUUCACCUAAAAGAAAUCAAGAGAAUUGAAGCUUCUAUGGAUAAAAGAAUUGCAGAACUUGAGGCAAGACAGAAUCAGAAAUUGACUAUGGGAUUUAAGGAAAUGGCUAAUAUUAUCAGAGCAAAUAAUGAAGAAUUAAUGAUUACCAAUAGAAUUGCUAUUCUAACAUUUCUGUCUGGUUGUACAAAAGAUAAUACCAAGAGGAACAUAUAUCAAGAGGAAAUUGAUGAGUGUCACAAAAAGCUAAAACUACUUGAUUCACUUCAAGCAGAGCCAUUAUCAGCCCUAAGAGGCUACCUCAACUCAAUCACUCCUGAUAUAAUCAUGCUCCAGGAAGUUAAAAGCGUCUACAUUGGUCCAGAUUUUCCCUCUAUAUAUUAUUCUUCAUUUACAUAUUAUCACAAUCCAAGAGAUUCCUGUGGUGUAUCUAUUUGCCUCAACAAAAGCACUUUCAAAGAUAUUGAAGAAAUCAUCUUAGAUCCGAUCAUUAAGAAUAACGCGCGAAUUAUUGGCGUGAAAUGUAAAAUCAAUUCAAUUAAUACUCUAGUAAUUUCUGCGUACUUUCCAAAUCAACCAGCUGACAGAUGUGAAUUCACAUAUAUUCUUGACAACCUAAUUGAAAAAUAUCCUAACUACAAAAUCAUUAUUGGAGGUGAUUAUAAUGCGAUUUUAUCCGAGAAUCACUCCUCAAACGAAUCUAGAAGAACUGAUCAAAACAUACUAGAUCUUAUUAACAAGAGAAAUCUUAAUUACUAUCCUUUCCCUCAUUUAUCAUGGCACCUUCAUUAUACUAUUAACAAACAAUCCAAGUCUAUAAUAGACUACAUAUCCACAGAUUUUCCAAUUGCAUCUGGAGAAGUACUGAAUGCCAACUUCAUAUCAGAUCACAAAAUGGUUAAAAUUCUACUUGACCUCUCAUGUCAACGAACACCUUUGUUAAUUCGGAAGAAGCGUAACUUUCAAGAUCCCAAAAAUAAGAAAGAAAUGCUGGCCAUUAGCAAAGAAUGUGUAUCUCAAGUUAAGAAUUUAGAAUCUGAUAACGACAAAUGGCUUUUCAUUUGUGAUAAACUAGGCGACAAAUUUGUGGAGGUCAAUCCACCUAAACUUGAUCCUAAAAUCUACAAAUAUAAUAAGUGUCAAAGAGAAAAUAUAGAACCAUAUCAAAUGGAGCCAUGA
Naegleria fowleri is the source of this 2193-nucleotide messenger RNA. RefSeq lists its product as uncharacterized. Lineage: Eukaryota; Heterolobosea; Eutetramitea; Acrasida; Naegleriidae. Bases 1 to 2193 code for a protein of 730 amino acids. Gene Ontology annotation, molecular function: catalytic activity. The record is from RefSeq and is a predicted model, not a curated record. The transcript has 3 exons.